This is a messenger RNA of Canariomyces notabilis, 444 nucleotides long. RefSeq lists its product as uncharacterized. Lineage: Eukaryota; Fungi; Ascomycota; Sordariomycetes; Sordariales; Chaetomiaceae. Bases 1 to 444 code for a protein of 147 amino acids. The transcript has 2 exons. Gene Ontology annotation, cellular component: trans-Golgi network. The record is from RefSeq and is a predicted model, not a curated record.
AUGGGAGACGCCAGUCCGCAGAAAGGGACAAGCCCAGACUGGUCGGACUCGUCGUCUGGCGCGGAAGGCGAACUUACUAUCCACGCGCCCGUUCCGCAGCGGCCGCAGCUCUCGAGUCGGAAGAGCAGCGGCACCAUGAUCGUGCCUCGCGAGUCUUCGGCCGUUGGGCCCGUAGAUGUACAGGUACCACCAGGUGAUGUGAGGGCCAUGAGUCCGAGGAGAACGAGCGAAGACCUCGUAAAUCUCAGCAAGGAGGCGAGAGAGGAGCUGCAACGGCAUGCUAAGGCGCUCCAAGAAUCCCUCAUUAACCUCUUCAACCGGAUAGAGGCUGUCAAGGAGGAGCACGAUAAGCUCGAUAGUCAUAAUAAAUUCCUGCAAAAGUACAUCGGAGACCUAAUGACGACGAGCAAGAUCACGGCAUCGAGCAGUCGGUCUAAGAAAUGA